CGAGUUUCCUAAGAUUCUCGAAAGUUUCCUCUCUGUCCGUUGUACGCAUGCAAAAUCCAAGAAACUUGGAUUAAUCAUUAUCGCCUCUGUUUUUAUGUCAUAGAUUUAAGUGGAGUAAUGCUAUCGGCCGCAUUAACGAGAGUGAAAAUUCGACCAAAUAUUUAAGCGAGUUAGAGAUAUCGUUGAAAGGGGGGGUCUUGCAAGCAUUCGCGCAGUCUCUGUAGAACAAAUCGGGCGAAAAAGUGCCACGAUAUUCGACGUGAGGUGAAGCCUAAGAGCACGAGAACAGAAGAAGCAAAGACAGUUUUUACUUCAAACAUGCUUGCAGUUGUCGAAAUAGAUACGCAGCUUCGCACGAGACUCUUUGACGAGUGAUUUCUCCAUUUCUCAGAGUCGAUCGACGGUGAUCGAGAACGAAAGGAUUCUCGGAGUGAGGGUGAGAGGGAGGACUUGGGAACUUGUACUCCGGGAGACUUGUACUCCGAGGGGCCUCCGUCUCGGACAAGGGCGCUCCUCGCUGCGCCAUCGAGCCCCUGUUGCUGGAAUUAAUUCCGAUCACUCUUGCUAAAACAAUGGCUGCUACUUUCGAUCAAUAUGACAAGUCCAGUUGGUAUUUUGGUGCAAUGUCACGACAAGAUGCCUCGGAUUUACUCAUGGGUGAGAAAGAAGGCGGUGUGUUCUUAGUACGUGACAGCACAUCAAUACAUGGGGAUUUUGUUCUAUGCGUGCGAGAGGACAGCAAGGUUAGCCAUUAUAUUAUAAAUAAAAUUCAGCAGGGUGAUCAAAUACGUUAUCGGAUUGGAGAUCAAACGUUUCCUGAUAUUCCCAACCUUUUGGCUUUUUACAAAUUACAUUAUUUGGACACAACGCCACUGAUCAGGCCUGCACCUAAAAAGACACAGAGGGUAAUAGCAAAAUAUGAUUUUGAAGGCAAUGACCCUGAUGACUUACCUUUCAGGAAAGGAGAAAUUCUUACAAUUAUAUCAAAAGAUGAAGAACAAUGGUGGACUGCUAGAAACAGCCUUGGUCAGACUGGUUCAGUUCCAGUUCCAUACGUUCAGAAGUACGAAGAAGACAGUCACUCUGUGAUUGAAAAUAACUCACGAUUGGAAAGCGGAGGAAGUUCAACUACAAAUUCUAAUUCGAUUUCUGCUUCCCAAAUGUCCUAUCCAGAAAGUGGACAGGGGACUACCCGCAGAUCAAACAUCCAGCGAACAUUGCCCGCGUUUGCGAAAGUGAAACAAGCAAGGGUACCAAAUGCAUAUGAUAAAACUGCUUUGAAAUUGGAGGUUGGAGAUGUGAUAAAAGUAACAAAGACUAAUAUAAAUGGUCAGUGGGAAGGUGAAUUGCACGGCAAAGUUGGGCACUUUCCAUUCACGCAUGUUGAGUUUGUAGAUAACGAGACCGGAGAAGACAAUCAGGAGAUUUAAUAUUUUAUAAGUCUUCCAGAUGUGAUGAGUAAAAAGUUGAUUUAAAAUGUUUUAUGUUGGCAAUUUAAGUUUAUAUCAGCAGCUAUGUCUGUGUACUGGUACCUUGAAAUCAGCCUAUUUUAAAAUUUUGCAUACAUUCUUUAACUUAGAAUGUCAGACGUUUUUAUUAAUUGUUAAUCAUACAAUAAUGCAAAAUUCAUAUGAAUAUUUUUUUACAAAUCGUUUAACUUUUCUAGUCACAAGGUAAGAAAUAAUCAUGCAUGCAUAGUCAUAUGUGUAUGAUGAGAGUUACAAAAAGACUCAUUUCUGUUUUAAGCUUUGUACCAGUACAUAUUAUGCUGCUUAGCCAUAAGUUGUGCCACAGAUGGAGCAACAUUUUCUACUAGAAUAUUCUAUUUAAUGAUGGAGCUGUUAACCAUAUUACAAUUGUAAUUAUACAUAAAUUACACUAAUUAUAUAUUACUAUGUAAUUAUAUAAGUUCCGAUUGCUAAGUAACUCUUUUUAAGAGAGCAGAAACUGUGAAUUUAUGUUUAUAAGUGAAUGGUAUUAUAUUGUCAUGAUUGUAAGUUACGCAGUUUACUUGUUAAUAUGUAAUUAUACAAAUUGCAAGGACAUUUAAUUUUGUAAAAAUUAGCAACUUUGAAGUUCCGCUCUGUGCUAUACAUAUUAAUUUUAUUGUAACUACAGUCAUGCAUGAGUUAUUGUAAAUUAUAUAUUAUCAAUAUAUAUAUAUAUAUAUAUAUAUAUAUAUAUAUAUAUUAAUUUCAAUUGAAAUAUUUCGUGAAUUUUUUUAAGAAUAAUAAUUUGGAAGAUUUUUUCUGUUCGACUUUAGAAACUAGCGUAGAAAUAUAGUUACGUAUGUAUAAAUAUAUUUUAAUAUAUAUUACACAAUUAUAUUUGUAAAAAUUGUAAUUUUAUCGUAAAUUUCAAACAAUCAUUUUCUAAUAUUUUUAUAUGAGAAAAAAAACUGGCAACUUUGGAGUUCUGCUCACUAUGAAUGCGUAUUAAUCAUGUUUCGAUAUAAUUAUGUGUAAGCUGUAUGUACGUUAUGUAUAGUUGUGUGAGAACAGAAUUGUAAUUUUCUGCAUUUCUGGAGAGACAGUUGUAAUUGUUUCUUUUCUAUGAUUCCAAAAAGGUACUUCCAUCUUGAAUCUUUAAUAAUGAAGAUCAUAAGAUAUUACAUAAAUUGUAUAAUUUGUACACAACUUUAUCUUUAUGAUUACGUCGUAUUUUCUAAAAAAAAAAAGAGAAAAAGAAAAAAGAAAAUAACUCUAAAACCGAGUUACAUACAAAAGAAAUUUUAUUUACAUACAAAAUGCUUGAUAUUAAUAGUUAAAUUCAAUUAUCUUUGUAAAACAUUUUUAGAAAAUCGAUUGCGAUUGUACAUGAAUUGUGCAAGUGAUUUCUACAGUAUAUAUUUACAAAAUUAGUUCCAGAGUUUGAAGUGUGAUCAAUUUAUCAGUUCCUAAAUAAUUAUAGUUAACUUUCAAAUUGGUCCUACUUUUGUUUCUUGUACAAUUCAUUAAAAUUCACAUAAACGAUAUUAUUUCAAAUUGUCAGUAAUGUACUGUAAAAGGGAAGAGUACAUUUCAACUAACAUUAUCGACAGAUUUGAACAACAAAGCGGAAUUAAAGUUGCAAAAGCAAACUUGUUCAUAUAAUUGCGUGCAUAUUAAUAAAGUAUUAAGACAGUGCAAA
This is a messenger RNA of Frieseomelitta varia, 3129 nucleotides long. It is a transcript of the gene Crk, whose product is annotated as adapter molecule Crk. The coding region runs from base 573 to 1430 and encodes 285 amino acids. The record is from RefSeq and is a predicted model, not a curated record. Gene Ontology annotation, molecular function: protein binding. The transcript is spliced from 4 exons. Lineage: Eukaryota; Metazoa; Arthropoda; Insecta; Hymenoptera; Apidae.